Messenger RNA from Poeciliopsis prolifica (blackstripe livebearer), 7084 nucleotides. It is a transcript of the gene arhgap44a, whose product is annotated as Rho GTPase activating protein 44a. The record is from RefSeq and is a predicted model, not a curated record. Bases 272 to 3220 code for a protein of 982 amino acids. NCBI's taxonomy places the organism in Eukaryota, Metazoa, Chordata, Actinopteri, Cyprinodontiformes, Poeciliidae. Gene Ontology annotation, biological process: negative regulation of Rac protein signal transduction; signal transduction; regulation of dendritic spine morphogenesis. Gene Ontology annotation, molecular function: protein binding; GTPase activator activity. The transcript is spliced from 22 exons. Gene Ontology annotation, cellular component: dendritic spine; presynaptic active zone; intracellular anatomical structure.
UGUGCAUGUGUGUGUGUGCCCAUCGUGAAUUGCUCCAGCAUCCUUGCGCAGGCAGCAGGGCGAAUAUUGAUGUGGAGGGGAAAUAUAUAAAUAUAUCAUCAGAAAAAGAUGUAACCGUGGCGUCCGAUUUCGCGCUCGGCUGUUUGCAAUGACGGACGGAAGAUAUGGAAGAGAGGAUUUUGUGCUGCGCCUCUUUGGAGGACGGACCGACGCGCUGAGAGAAAUAAUGCGGAAUAUUUUCUCACAUAGGUGUUAAGGCAGAAAAUACAAGAUGAAGAAGCAGUUCAAUCGAAUGCGACAGCUCGCCAACCAAACGGUGGGAAGGGCAGAAAAAACAGAGGUGCUGAGUGAAGAUCUUCUACAGGUGGAGAAGCGUCUGGAUCUGGUCAAGCAGGUGACACAUAGCACUCACAAGAAACUGACCGCCUGCCUGCAGGGUCAGCAGGGCACUGACACCGAGAAGAGAUCUGUCAAGUCACCUUCUAAAAAGCUUCCGCUCACAAUCUUGGCACAGUGCAUGGAGGAGGGAGCAGCGGUGUUGGGGGAUGACUCUCUCCUAGGAAAGAUGCUGAAGUUGUGUGGGGACACAGAAGACAAGCUGGCCCAGGAGCUGCUGCAGUUUGAGCUCCAAAUAGAAAGAGAUGUGGUGGAGCCUCUUUAUGUGCUUGCAGAGGUGGAUAUUCCCAACAUCCAGAAACAGAGAAAGCACUUAGCUAAACUUGUUUUGGACAUGGACUCAGCGCGAACAAGAUAUCAGCAGUCAUCUAAGUCAUCCAGCCAUCCAAGCACAAUGCAGCCCGGUGCCAAGUCCGAAUCCCUCAGAGAGGAGAUGGAGGAAACAGCCAAUAGGAUGGAGAUUUGUAGAGAUCAGCUGUCGGCAGAUAUGUACAAUUUUGUGGCCAAAGAAAUAGACUAUGCAAACUACUUCCAGACACUAAUAGAAACACAGGCAGAGUAUCACAGGAAGUCAUUAGAAAUUCUUCACAGUGUCCUGCCCCAGAUUAAAGCUCACCAAGAGGCGUGGGUGGAGAAGCCAUCAUUUGGCAAGUCUCUGGAGGAGCACCUGAAUAUUAGUGGGAGAGAGAUUGCAUUUCCCAUUGAGGCCUGCGUCACCAUGCUGUUAGAAUGUGGCAUGCAAGAGGAGGGCCUUUUCAGAGUGGCUCCAUCUGCCUCCAAGCUGAAAAAGCUGAAAGCUUCGCUGGACUGCGGAGUUCUUGACGUCCAGGAGUAUUCCUCUGACCCGCACGCCAUCGCAGGGGCCCUGAAAUCAUACCUCCGUGAACUCCCUGAGCCACUAAUGACCACUGAACUUUAUGAUGAAUGGAUUCAGGCCUCCAACAUUCAAGAUAUAGACAAGAGACUGCAAGCCUUAAUGGCAGUAUGUGAAAAACUCCCCACAGACAACCUAAACAAUUUCAGAUAUCUUAUAAAAUUUUUAGCCAAGCUGAGUGAAUACCAGGAUUCGAACAAAAUGACUCCUGGUAACAUGGCCAUUGUCCUCGGACCUAACUUGCUGUGGACUCAAACAGAACCCAACAUGACGGAGAUGAUGACCACUGUUUCUCUGCAGAUUGUUGGCAUCAUUGAGCCUAUUAUUCAGCAUGCUGAUUGGUUCUUCCCUGGAGAGAUCGAGUUCAAUCUGACAGGCUGCUAUGGGAGCCCGAUUCACACCAACCACAACUCCAACUACAGCUCCAUGCCCUCACCAGACAUGGACCAGUCAGAACGCAAGCAGCAGCAGCACGACCAGAGCCGACGCCCACUGAGUGUUGCCACUGACAACAUGAUGCUGGAGUUUUACAAGAAAGAUGGCAUUAGGAAGAUACAAAGUAUGGGCGUCAGAGUGAUGGAUACCUCCUGGGUGUCUCGCAAGGGUUCUUCCACCCUGACACGCAAGACUUCUUCCACCCCUCCUGGCAUGCAAGGACCUGGCUCCCCCGCUGACACGCUCAUCCUCGAGCAGCCCUGCGAACUCGCCACCUCGCCCUCCGCCACGCCGCCACUUGGAGAAAGGGUUUGCUCAGAGAACGUGUCGCUCAAUCGGCCAGACACCUCUUUUGCCCACCCAACCCCUGGGGAGGACCGGCCACCCCCUCCUUACCCUUCCUCCUCGUGCCACUCCGUGCCCCACCACUUUUACCCCAAGCCCCCACCUUGCGCUCGUCCUGUGGCACCAGGUCCCGAGUCCCAGCCCCCUGGCUCGCCACCACCCCCAGUGCGCUGGUCUGGCUUCACUCCUCCCGCCCCGCCCCCUUCCUCCUCCUCUUCUUCCUCCUCCUCAUCUCUCGACAUCAAUUCAAACCCCAAACCUAGUUGUCUGCACUUCCCCAAGCACAGCCCGCCAGGUGACUUGUCACAAGCCCCUCCGCUCGACACUAACGCUUCACCACUCUAUGUCAAAACCCCCUUGCUACUAACCCGCCAUGACCAGAGUCACAGCAACCCCCCUAGCCUCCCUUCGUCCGCUCCCCCACCCCCGCCGUGGGCUGCCUGUCCAUGUGCCCGAGAGAGAGGACCCCCCAGGCUGACUAGUUCGCUAAAGAGUAAAGAGCUUUCACCUGUGAUUGGGCACAAAGGCAUCCAGGUGGCAAGCCCAACAGUGCCCCCCAGCUGCAGCCCUCAGAGCAGCACCCAGUCCCCCCAUUCAACUGAGCACAGCCCUCACGCCCUGCGCAAAGGUUCCAAGAAGUUGGCCCCUGUGCCUCCAAAGGUCCCUUACGCCCAGUCCGGAGGGAUGUCUGACCAGUCCACAGGUCAGCCAUCACCUGUAAGCCUGUCCCCUACACCUCCCAGCACCCCUUCCCCGUACGGACUGACCUGUCCUCCAGGGCAAGUACCGCCAUCCUCCCCUGGGCAGACUCCACUUGGGCCAACCCACUCGCUAUCAUCUCCGCCCUCCCUCUCUGGGACACUCACCAAGUCGCGGCCUGCCCCUAAACCGAGGCAGAGGCCGAGCCUACCCCCUCCUCAGCCACCCCCACCACCUCUACCCCUGGCUCCAGUCCCCCAGCCUCUGGAGCAGGACCUCCUGGAUGGACUGUCUCCUGGAGAGAGCAUGUCAACAGAUAUCUUCAAUUAUGAAAUCCCCUCCAUCAAUGUCAAUCUGGACAGCCUCAUCGAUGAGUUCAGCGGUGCCCCCUGCAGGAGGUCCCUGGCAGUGACAGACUCUCCAGAGGGGGACGCUGUGCCUGAGGAGGAGCCCCAGAGCACCAUUCUAUGACCUAUAACCCUGAGGCAUCUUUUACCAGCGUCCCAGUGGCUGUAUAUGCUUUGAACUGUCAACACCAAGGCUUGAUGGAAACACUGACUGGCCUCACCAAAUGCCCACCUGAAAUCAGAACAUGAACCUUUCCUCACAUCGGCUCCAGGCUGCAAAGAAACUCAUCUUUCUCAGCUGCUUCUUUUAUGUUUAUGUGACUACAAACAAAACAAACAAACAAAAAAAACACCAAAAUGCCAUAGUGGAUGAAUUGUUGCCUUUAAAGAGAAAAGACUGGGAAAUCGAUAAGUAUUACAUCAAAAGAUAUUUUUAUCACUGAUUUAUUUUUUGCUUAUUUGCUUUACUUUGUAAUUUUGUUUCACGGUGCAAUGCUCUACGUUUCUCGAUCUUUUUGUAGUUAUUUUGUUUUGCCUUAUAAGAACAUGCAAUCAAAUUGCAAUAUGACGUUCACAGGUUGUGCAAAUAAGUUGCUUUUGGGAAACUGGCAUGGUUUGGAGCAAAUCUCAUCCUCAGGUUGAAACACAGACAGAGUGGGAGUGGGGCUCACAGGGUAUUCAACUUUGCACACAUGAGAAACAGACUGGGCCCUUUAAGGCAGGCUUUGCAUGCAGGAUGGAACAUUUAACUCAGUUUUAAUAAAGUCCCUUCAUUUUUACUCCACCUGAAAAAAUAGGUGUUUACACAUGUACAGGUAAAACUCACCUAAACUCACUCUACAUUGUACCAGCACAUAAUCAGAAGAAUGUUAUUGCAAUUUAAGCUUUUUCUACUUGCACCCGUUGUUCCGUUUGGAAGAAGCAUCAUGUUGUUUUUGCAUGACGAACUGAUGUGAUUGAUCUGCUUCAGAUUCAGGGCCUCUGAGUGAUUUAGUUUUAUUUCCAAAGUGUUAAUCUAAAAGUUUUGUUUCCCUCUGGGAGGAAAUCCUGACCCUCACGCCUGUUAGGAUGCUGCAGCUUGAUGAUGACGGACGGAGGACUACACUGCCUUUAUGUUUGUGCGAUUCGCUCUCAACUUUGUUUCAAGUGCUUCAGGUUCAGUGACCUUUGACCCUUGAGUGUAAAUACAAAGACUGUACAUAGGUUUAUGUAUAUAAAAUUGAGAGGAAGAUUAUAUGUAAAAUGCAUAUCUGGAACAUAUAAUGAUAUUAAUAUAUGUGCUGAUAUUUAUCGUGUAGAAAAUGACAUGAUUAAAAUUUUGAUGUUAUAUUUUGUCCCUGCACACAAUGAACAGGUGUACUGUAGAUUUAUGUUUUUUUCCUUCUUCACUUUUACGCCGUUUUACUAUGGUGCUGCAGCAGACAUGCAGAAUGUUCACUCUGCAGCAACUCAUCUGAGGUCUUCAGGCCUGUUCUAAAUCUUCACGAUCGACUUAUGAUUCCUCCAUCUAAAAAAUCUAUCUGCAUUAGAAAACAAUACUCUCAAAAUGCCCAAAUUAUUUUUUUAUUUUAACCCAAGACAAUUAUAAAGUGCCUUCCAGAAGUAUUACUACAUCUUGAACUUUUUCACUGCAGAAAACGUCACUAUGUUCUAUUGACCAAAACAUAGCAAUGCAUAACAAUGAAGGGGAAGAAGCAUAUGCAUAAUUUUGUUUUUGUUUUUGUUUUUGUUUGUUUGUCUUUUUUUAGAAUAGCUCAAUUUUAAGCAGAUUGGAGAGAGAAUCUGUUAACCUCAGUUUCCAAAUCUUACCAGUUUUUCUUCAGUCUAGAUCUUACUAAUACAUGAAUAUGUUUUUAUGUAAACCAUUCCGCUCUUUGUUUAGGAUUGGGAUACUACUGAAAGGGGAACGUUCACUCCAGUCACCAAUCUUUUGUAGCCUCUCACAGGUUUUCUCUCAGUCUUUAGCAGCAUCCAUGUGCUCAUCAACUCUGGCCAGAUUAUCUGCCCUGUUGAUAGAAAAGCAACCCCCAAAGCAUCAUGCUGUUUGAACCAUGUUUCAUUGUGGGGUAUUAAUUUUCUGCUCAUCUUCAUUUGAAAAUGGAGGGAUUUAAUGAACUCUGACCUGAGAUUCUUCCUUCAUAUAUCCUGCGUUUCCUCGUGUCUUGUGGCACACUUCAGAAAAAAACAGUUUGACAAUCUUGCCUCUCUCCUAUGCUAGAUAUGAGGAAUGCAUCAUUAAGAGACUGUCCUGUGAAUAAAUACUUCCAUUUGAGCUGUGGAUCUCUGUUGCUCCUCCAGAGCUCCCAUGGGCCUCUAACCUGCUUCUCAAUGCUCUCCUUGCCUGCCUUGUCAUUUUUAGCGGAGGGCUAUAUAUUGGUAGAUUUGCAUUUGUGCCAUGUUAUAUUCUAAUGUCGUUCUUUCAGAAUAGGUGAACAACUUUAUCCCUGACAUUUCUUUCUGUUCCUUGAGCUUCAGGUUGCUGUUUUUGUCAUUAAUGUUCUAUAACCAAACCUUUGAGGCCUUCACAGAACAGAUAGAUUUGUACUGAGAUUGCAUCACUCACAGGAGGACUCUUUUUUUUUCCUUUUGCUAAUAAAGUGACUUUGGAAGGCUGUUUGGUGCACUGACUUUCACUUAGGUUAGAACUAGAGAAAUAUGAAAAAGGUUCCAAGGGUAUUAAUGCUACUGCAAGGCACUGGAGAAUUUUGAAAUUUAGCAGAUGGGAGAUGUAGCAGAAUCACUUUUCUAUGUAAUACUAAUCAUCAUAGAGCAGUGAUUGUGUUGAUUAAAGCACAUUUACAGAGUUUACUGGUCCACCUUAGUCCAAAAAAAACUGCUCAAAAUUACCUAUUUCCAAAUCUACUUUAAAGAAGCCAUUGCAUUCAUAGUAAAGCAUUUUUAAGGUGAAUCCAAAAACUAAGUUUAGUUUACUUACUCCCAAUAUGGGAGCUAUGAUAUGCCUCAGUGUGUGUGUUCUCAAUGGACUAUCUCUUUGAAGAUUUUGGUAAUGUUGAUUAUCUUGAUAGUUGUGGUAACUUUAUGACAAUAAUUGCAAGUGCCCUCACUCUUUGUUACUUUUGAACAACAAUAAUCAAUGUGUGUUAGAAGUUUUUAUUUUGUGUGCCGGAUCCAUAUGUUCAUACACAGAGGCAAAACUAUCUCUGAAUGUGACUGAUGCAGAUUUUUUUAGUGGUAGGCUGCUCUACAGGUUAAGUGAAUAUUAGGACGGGAUGAAGUUAGUUCAGGACUGUUGGCAUGUGUUGUUAACAGAACAUGGCAGUAUUACUCUAAUGCUUUUAGGCAACAUAACUGGAACUUACAGCCAAGCUGAAAGCAUGCACUCAAUUCAUUAUAGGUGUGAUAAUUAAGCUUCAAACAAAACAACAACAAAAAAAAAACUUCUGUACUUUCCCAAAAAAUGUGAGCCCUUACCUUUGGUUGCUGCUGUGAAUUAACUACAGCUAUGUUUUUAAGUGCAUAUUAGUUAGAUCAACUUCUUCCACCUAAUGAUACACAGUUCUGUUGUUUUAUUGAGCUUUUAAUGGCUGUAGGUCAAUUUCCACUUUAUCACCAGGUAUGUCACGCCAAAACAAAGCCAAGUUUAUUUGCAUAUUGUGUGGAUUUAAAACAGGAGGAGACAAAAAGAGUCAUGCAUGCACUUGGAAAAUAUUUUUAGCAGACCACGUCCUUUCGUUAAUCAGUCAUGUCAAGGGAUUGUGAGAGAAUGUGAAAUGCAAUGGACGCUCUUUUGUGGGAUUUUGAGCAAUACAGAGGAGGAGUGUAGGUUGCCUGUGGAUGUACAGCCUCCUUCUGCUUUCACAACUGAUGUAUAAAACUAAAUCUGCCGCUUGUCGAGCCCACCAUGCCCAACCCUUCAUUCUCUGCUUAGCAUAAUGAGUGGAACACAGUGUGUACUGUGAAGUCUACCUGCAAUCCUUAUCAGAAUGUCAGAAAUAAAUAUAUAUUAAACUCUACAUUUUUAAUAACC